Messenger RNA from Naegleria lovaniensis, 582 nucleotides. RefSeq lists its product as uncharacterized. The record is from RefSeq and is a predicted model, not a curated record. Gene Ontology annotation, cellular component: cytoplasm. The coding region runs from base 1 to 582 and encodes 193 amino acids. Lineage: Eukaryota; Heterolobosea; Eutetramitea; Acrasida; Naegleriidae. The transcript has a single exon. Gene Ontology annotation, molecular function: calcium ion binding.
AUGCCUGUAAAUCCCUCAAUGCUGAAGAAAGAGAAUUAUCAUCGUGAAACAUACCGAAAUAUUUUCGACAUGUUUGAUGGGGACAUGGAUGGCAUAUUAGAUGAGAAAGACUUGCUUCAAGUGUUCUCAAAACUUGGUAAAACGGAAACAACAAAGAAGGAUAUAAGCGAUCUCAUCAACGAUCUCAAUGCUUCGUCUAAGAAUGAGCAAAUCUCAGGGAUAACGUUUGAUCAGUUUGUAGAGUUGGUUGGAGAGAAUGACGAGGAAGAGAAGGGAAGAAAAAUUCUCUCGUUUCUCACCUCCAAACGAUCCAAAAAAGUGGCUGGCAUUCAUACAGAACAAGAUAUGAGGGAAGCUUUCAAUUUAAUAGAUGACGACCGUGAUGGAGAAAUAACAAAACAGGAAUUUAAAAACAUUGUGAGCAAACUACAAAAUCUGGGUUCUAAUGCUUCUGUAAAUUCACCCAGCACUUCCAUGACCAUUUCGGACGCUGAAAUCGACUACCUCUUCGGCAUGGUUGAAGCUAAAGGCGGUUUGAACUUUGAUCAAUUUGUCACUUUAUUCACAAAGACAAUGAUUUAA